Molecule: messenger RNA, 2026 nt
Organism: Nicotiana tabacum (common tobacco)
Lineage: Eukaryota; Viridiplantae; Streptophyta; Magnoliopsida; Solanales; Solanaceae
Product: ethylene-responsive transcription factor RAP2-4
Biological process (GO): regulation of DNA-templated transcription
Cellular component (GO): nucleus
Molecular function (GO): DNA-binding transcription factor activity; sequence-specific DNA binding
Source: RefSeq, a predicted model, not a curated record
AAAGGCCACAAAACAAAAGAGUGAGGCGAGAGAGAGAUAUACUCAUUCAUAUUUUUCUCACACCUGCACACACCACACACUUAAAAAAAAAUCAACAUUUUCUUAAAAAAUUCGAUUUUUCUAAGAGUUUUUUCAUCUUCUUUCUCCCCCCUUUCUGUAUCAUCCCGCUUCUUUGAUCCCUUUCUGUAAACCAUCUGUGUAUUUUCAAGAAGGUUUUCUGACUUUUGAGUUUGUGUUUUUGAUGUUUUUUGAACAAAGAAAUGGAGAAAAUGCAAGCUUUUAAUUAGACGAAAUAUUUUCUUAUAAGCCAGGUGUUUUCAGAAUCGAGAUCUAGUAAUAAUUAACUCAGUAUAGUUUCAGACCUUUUUUUCUUUCUUUCAAAAUCAGCUUAGAGGGCUUAUUAGUUGUCCCUCAAAGGUUGAAUUUUUUUUCCUUUUAAUCACAGGAGAAAAAAGAGGUUGUUAUUUGAAGACCUCUUUGAUAUCCAUUUUUCUGUUUAUAUAUUUGUAAUCAAAAUCACUCACCUGUUUUCUUUUAUUUGACAAGAAACAGGUUACUUUUUUUAACUUUUUUUGUGAACAGGUAUUUUAGGUAAUGGCAGCAGCAAUGGAUUUUUGGAAUAGUACACCUGUAGAUGUUCACUCAACAUCAGAACCUAUUACUUCUGGUGGUGAACUAAUGGAAGCACUUGAACCUUUUAUGAAAAGUGCUUCUUCUUCUCCUUCUAAUAAUUUCCCCCCUCCUAUUUCUCCUUCUUCUACUUUUUCCUCUCCUUUCCUUUCUUCUGAUUUCCACUCUUUUCCUUCAUUUCCUACUCCUACCAUUUCAUAUCCUUACACUUCUUCUUUUUACCAAACACCACCUCAACCUAUGGGCCCAGAAUCUUGUUCCACUUCCACAACGAACGAAGCCCAAAUCAUUUCAACUGGGUUUUCGGGUUAUGGAAUGGAGCAUCCAGGCUCAAUCGGGUUGAAUCAAUUAACCCCAGCUCAGAUCCAACAAAUCCAAGCCCAAAUCAACUUCCAAACCCAACAACAACAACAGAUGAUAUUCCACAAUGGGUCCCACCACCAUGCUUCUACCAUGAACUUGUUGGGCCCAAAGCCCGUUCAAAUGAAGCAAUCCGGCUCUCCACCAAAGCCCACUAAGCUCUACAGAGGCGUUAGACAACGCCACUGGGGAAAGUGGGUAGCUGAGAUCCGAUUGCCCAAGAACCGAACCCGGCUUUGGCUUGGCACCUUUGACACUGCUGAAGAAGCUGCGUUGGCCUACGACAAGGCGGCGUAUAUGCUACGUGGCGACUUUGCUAGGCUCAACUUCCCCCAUCUCCGCCACAACGGCUCCCUUAUCGGCGGCGAAUUCGGAGAGUACAAUCCAUUGCAUUCCUCUGUUGAUGCUAAGUUAAAGGAGAUUUGUGAGAGCUUGGCCCAGGGGAAGAGCAUUGAUUCUAAGAAGAAGAGGACGUCCAAAGGGUCUUCAGCGGCGGCGGUGGUGAAAAUGGAGGAAGAAGAGAGCAAGGUGGCCGAAGGUGGAUCCGAGAGUGACGGUUCGGGUUCCGGGUCGGGUGGAUCAUCGCCCGUAACUGACCUGACAUUUCCGGAGUUUACUGAGGAAGAGUCAACGUGGGACAUGUGUUCGGAUAAUUUAAUGUUACAGAAGUAUCCAUCUCAUGAGAUUGAUUGGGCCUCUUUAUAAAACAAAAAUAACUAAAGCAUUUCAGUUCAGGUCUAAGAGUCUUAUGUAAUAUUGUUUUGUUUAUAGUUGUUAAUGAUGUAUUUUAGUUCGCAUUAGGAAAGGGGGCAGCUACUGCAAUGGAGUUUUUGGCAAUUGCAGGGCUAGUCCUUAGUUGGAUUUAGUAGGGUAUCCUAUUGUAAUAAUGGGGUCCAUUUUGAGUCGAUCUUUUAGGUUUAAUCCUAACUGGUCAGCCGGUGUUUUUGUCUUGGCCAGGCCAGUGGAUUUGAUGCUUUGUCGUUUGUACUCUUUCAUUAGUGUCAAUAUUUCUAGUUGUAACCCUCUUUUAGCAGUA